This is a messenger RNA of Colletotrichum graminicola M1.001, 306 nucleotides long. RefSeq lists its product as uncharacterized. Bases 1 to 306 code for a protein of 101 amino acids. NCBI's taxonomy places the organism in Eukaryota, Fungi, Ascomycota, Sordariomycetes, Glomerellales, Glomerellaceae. The transcript is spliced from 2 exons. The record is from RefSeq and is a predicted model, not a curated record.
AUGCAUCUACGGUCGUUCCUUGCCGUCGGGUUAGCCGCCAGCCAUGGCGUGCACUCCCUCCGCCUAGGCCUCCCGGCCGUCGCUCUCAGCAUGGCUUUCACACUUGGCCGAGCGACACUCGCCGUGUCCGACGUGGCGGCCGGCGGCCUUGAGAGGAGGCAAGGGGAGACUAUAUGCCCGUCGAUCGACCCCUCUGAGUGUACGGCGGUGAAGCGGGACGAAAGGGCCAACGACGACGACGAUGACGACGACGACUUCAACGCGACCGGUUUCACCGAGGAUGACGGGGAAGACGAGGACGAUUGA